AUGAGCGCCUCGUCCGAGAAAGGCGACGCUGCCACCGAGGCAUCUGGAAACGCGCCGGAUGGCGCGACCUUGACGGCCCUCAGGAGGUUCAUCGCCGACAACGAGAUGGACUACAACUUCCCUCAGGGCCUCGUCGACCGCGCCCGCGAGUUUCUCCGACACUCCCACACGACGGAUUUGGAAUCCGCCCAAGGCCUCAUGGCAGACAUUGAGCAGCACAACGCGCUGGCUCGCAAUCACAGCGCCUACGCAGAAGUACGCGCCGUCGUGGACGCAACCGACGACCCGACCGAACUCGUAGCCACGUUCCGCGUCUUCGUCAUGGGGACCAUCUUCAGCAUUGCCGGCUCCGCCAUUGAGCAGUUCUUUGCGCUGCGCAUGCCCACCAUAAACAUGUCCCCCUACAUGGUGCAGCUCGUCAGCAUGCCCUUUGGCGUCCUCCUGGCCAAGGCUUUGCCCGCUCGCACCUUUGGUCAGGGCACAUGGUGGGCAUUCUCCCUCAACCCGGGCCCCUUUACCCAAAAGGAACACCUGCUCAUUGCCAUGAUGGGGAACGUCACCUUUGGGGCGCGUCUGUCGGGCGCGUACAUCAACAGCAUCGUGCAGGUGCUCAAGCUACCCGUCUUCUACGGCGAAACCACGCUGGCCAAUAGCAUCCCCUGGCAGGUAUGCACCUUGUUGUCCACGCAGCUGAUGGGAUACGGCUGUGCCGGGAUGGCCAGGCGGUUUCUGGUCUACCCGCCUGCCAUGAUUUGGCAGCGGCCUCUUGCCAUCAUCGCCCUCACAAAGGCCUUGCACAAGGACCACGGUCAGAAUGCCAGGGCGGCUGUAAACGGGUGGACCAUGUCUCGCUACCGCUUCUUCGUCCUUUGCUUCUCCGCCAUGUUCGUCUACUACUGGGUCCCGAACUACUUGUUCCAGGCGCUCGCGCUGUUCAACUGGAUAACGUGGAUUUCGCCUCGGAGCGUGGUGCUGGCCAUCAUCACCGGAGCAAGCUGCGGCCUGGGCAUCAAUCCGCUUCCCACGCUCGACUGGAACAUCGCCACCUACCUUGGCGAUCCCAUCAUCACGCCGCUCUUCACCAUUAUGAAUCUCGCUGCGGGCAUGGCCUUGACGGGGUUCUUGGUCGCGCCGUUUCUUUACUUCAACAACGUGUGGAACGGGGCCCAUUUGCCCAUCAAUACCAACAAGAUAUACGACAACAAGGGAAACGUCUACAACGUUCAUCGGGUUCUGAAGGCGGACAUGACUCUCGAUCAGGCGGCGUACAGAAAUUACAGCAUUCCCUGGCUGUCGACCAUGCAGAUCCUAAACUACGUUUCGCUGUUCGCCAUGUACGCCUCCAUCCCCGCCUACAUCUGCUUGCACUACCGCAAGGCCAUCACGACGGGUGUCAAGUCGCUCACGUCUAGGAAGCCUCGGUGCGAGGAGUUUACCGACGUGCAAAACCGCCUCAUGUGCGCGUACAAGGAGUGUCCGCAUUGGUGGUACCUCGGCAUCCUCGUCUUGUCCUUUAUCCUGGCGUGUGUAUCCGUCAGCAUGUGGCCAACCGGCAUGCCGAUAUGGGGCAUCGUCGUAGCUGUCGGCUUCACCAUUCUCGUCCAGAUCCCUCUGGGCAUGUUGUGGGCCAUUACAAACAUGGAGGUGCCAACCAGCAUCCUCGCGCUCGCGCUGGGCGGCUACGUCCUGGAGGGAAAGCCCGUUCCCAACAUGAUGUUCAAAAUGUUUAGCUUCAUGUCCACGUCGCAGUCGCUGAACUUCACAGCCGACCUCAAGCUGGCGCACUACGGGAAGAUCCCUCCGCGGUGGGCAUUCGCGGCGCAGGUGUACGCCACCCUCAUCGCGGGCUUCGUCUCCCUAGCCGUCAACCACUGGGUCCUCGACAACAUGGAGGACUUGUGCACCGAGAGCCAGAAGGACCGGUUUACCUGCCCGCACGCGUACAGCUUCUUCAAAGCCUCGGUCAUCUGGGGCGUCAUCGGCCCGCGGCGGCUGUUCGGGCCCGACGGACCGUAUGCCAAGCUGGUAUACGCCGUUCCCGCCGGAGCCGUCCUCCCCGUGCUGGUGCAUCUGCUGCACCGGCGGUGGCGCACAUCGUGGCUGCGCAACGUCAACGUCCCGGUGUUCCUGGCCGGGCCCAUGUGCUGGUCGCCGUUCAACUGGAGCUACAUGCAGGGCACGGUGAUGCUGGCCCUGUUCUUCAACUUUUUCGUCAAGAGGCGCCAUCUGCUGUGGUGGGAGAGGUACGCCUACGUCAUGACGAGCUCGUUUACGGCGGCCAUCGGCAUGGCGGGCCUGGCCAUGUUUUUCACGCUGCAGAAGUGGGAUAUCCGCCUCGACUGGUGGGGGAACCGGGUGGGCAAGAUGGGGGUGGACAUGGGGGGGUUGAGGGAGGCUGGGCAAGUCGUCAAGUGCGUCUUCUCGCCGGAGGAGUUUGCGAGCGGCUUUUGA
Ustilaginoidea virens is the source of this 2451-nucleotide messenger RNA. RefSeq lists its product as uncharacterized. NCBI's taxonomy places the organism in Eukaryota, Fungi, Ascomycota, Sordariomycetes, Hypocreales, Clavicipitaceae. Gene Ontology annotation, molecular function: oligopeptide transmembrane transporter activity. The record is from RefSeq and is a predicted model, not a curated record. Gene Ontology annotation, biological process: transmembrane transport. The coding region runs from base 1 to 2451 and encodes 816 amino acids. The transcript has a single exon.